Messenger RNA from Caenorhabditis auriculariae, 3778 nucleotides. The record is from the annotation of a GenBank genome assembly. Lineage: Eukaryota; Metazoa; Nematoda; Chromadorea; Rhabditida; Rhabditidae.
AUGCGCAUAAAGGUAACUAAUUAAUUUUCUUUUUUGAAAAUGAUGAUAACUUUGAAGGCAUCGGUUAUUAUUUUUGCUUUUUGUAUCCAAACAACGAGCGCAGGUAAGUUUUGCGAAAUUUUUAUUUAUCAGAGUCACGUGUUCAGGAUUUUGUAACGAGCCGAAUGAAGAAUUCUACGAUUGCACAGGCUCGGACACAUGCGAACCCACCUGCUUUGGCAUUCCAGUUAGUUCUUUCAAAUAAAUUUCAAGCUUUCAAAAAAAAAACUUUCGUCGAAUUGAAAAAAAAGUUUCGUCGCCAUGUCUCCAUGGAGAUUAUAAAUUUCGAAAAUUAUGUAUAUAUUCGAUACAAGUCUGAAGUGAGCCAAAUUUUCAAAAAUGAAGGGCAAAUUGGACUUGAUAGGUUUAAAGUUAUGGAAUUCAAAUGCAUGAAAUCAGACAUGAAUACAACUUUUGUUAACCACGCCAGCAAAAAAAUGGGCCAGGCUUUUUCUGAAAAACUUGCGAGGUGAUAAACGAACUUCAAUUUUUUAUAUUUUGUUAAAGCUUCAAGACUUGAGCCGUUUAAAGAACUUCAAACUCAUUUUAGUUACCGGGUAGCUACUUGUAUCCACCUCCUCUCGAUCGGCCUUUGUUGUCUACGGACACAAAAUUUGUUUUAAAAGAAGCAUCCUUAAAGAAAAAAUGCAUGAAAAAAAAAAAGAAAAGGAAGAGUUGAUUUUGAGGACACAUGCAACAAAGAGUGCAGAGUUUGCGCGUGCAAGAGCGGCUACAUCAGACACUACGGGAUCUGUAUCAACAUUUCCGACUGUCCGACGCCGCGGUCGAAAAGGGAGGUCUGUCCUCCGAACGAGAGCUUCGACGCAUGUGGAACCAGAUGUCCCGAAACUUGUGCUAAACAAGGCCCGAGGGUCCGAGUCUUUCUGCAGACAUUGAUGAAACAAAGAAGUUCAGACCUGCGUCAAGGUUUGCCACGCCGCCUGCUUUUGCAACGACGGUUACAUCCGAGAAUUCGAAGGCGGCAGGUGCAUUCCCCGAAAAUCUUGUACCUAGGGAUCAAAAACUGUUCGAUUCACUCCAUCUGCUCAUUUCUUUUGAUUUAUUUGCUCGCUUACCGUAGUUUGGUUCAAUUUUCGCUGAAUUAAUGUGAGAAAAAGAAAAAAAUAAGCUUCUGAAAAAUGAAUUCUUCCAAUCGUGAAAAUGAUACGUGUUUUUUUAUUGAAAAAAAUCGCUCCUUUUUUUUCAGUGUUUCGUUUUAUUGAUAGGAAAAAUCAAACGAAAGCUGUUUAAAAAAAUUUGUAAAUAAAGCUCAAUUUUAUUGAAAAAAAGCAAUUUUUUUAUUGCAAGAAUCGGCCGGAAAAAUCAAAAGUUCUGCCUGAAGAACCUGCUGAAAGAUUAAAAAAACAUUCUGAAAAAGUUUAAAAAAACUAUUAGAACAAAUUUCUGAUCGUUUAACUAACUAUGAAAAAUAUCAAUAUUUGAUUCAUAUUUAAGCGAAACAUUUAAAAAAGUGGUUUUCUGCGUAAUUAAACACAUUUUGAGAACGUUAUAAUUAAAUCGCUCAGGUCUCUAUUUGAUCUGAUGAGAUUCUCAUUAUUGCCAUGAAUUGAUAGAAAAGUUAUCAUCCAGUCAGAUUUCUCCGAGACGGGAAUAUGUUUCUAAAUGUUUUUUUCUAGCCCUAUGAUGUCAUCACGAACCGGGGAAACUUUUCCAUUUUUGACAACCUUGAACUGGGCGCGAUUUGUUUUGUUCUUUCGCAGAGAGACAGAGUGUUCUCGCGGAAAGUCAAGCACCAGGCUUUCGCCGAACUCAUCCAUUUGUUUUUCAACUCUUCGUGAGUCACAGCAGUUAUUAUUUUUUGUUAUUUGUGUAAUCUGGUUCGAAAGGGCUGAGAAGCGCCACAAAGUUCAAACGAAAACAAAUACCGACCAAAAGUCGAAAGUUGUCGCUCUUUUCAUUCCCUGAGAUCAAUUUCAUAUAAUUUUUUUCUUACCUGCAAAUUUGAAACGCUUAGUUAUUUUAAGAACCGAGUUUUCUGAAUUGUCGCUUUCAUCGAGCACUACAUUACAAUGAACAAAAACUGUUCAAAUAGAAGUCAUUUUCUUCGAUGUUUACAUUUGAAUUUCAAUUCCGUUCAAAAUUAAUAAAUUGCAAUCCUAAUAUGAACAACAUUGGUUCAGUUUUCCCGUCUCCAUGAUUUUUGAAUUUUAUUUCUCUCAGGGUGUUUCCUGAGAAUAAAUUAAAAUUUAUGGCCAUUUCUUCCCUUUUCUCUGCUGUAAACUUUGACACGCCCUCUUCAAAGCUUUUAAAAACAGACCCUUGUCUUCAUAUCCUGCCAAAAAGCUUCGACGAACACUUUCGAGGAUGUUCAACAUGAUGUCCAAAGUGAGCUUACAUUCGAACUCUACGUUAUUUCGAUUGUUCCGCUUUCAGAUAACCAUUGUCAUAUUUUUCUCGUGUUUGCCAGCCAGCUUCUGCCUUUCAGGUAUAUCCUCUUUUUUUGCAGAACUUUUUAGUCAAUCUCAAAAUUUUCAUUGUUCAUGAAAGUUAAACGAUUUCAUUCAAAAAUAUAAUCAGACUCCUCGGAGUCCUUGAAGAUGAAGUUAUCGAAAGCAUAAUUUCCAGUGUAAUUUUUGGCCUGCGUUCAACAUUUUGGCGAGGAUUUUUGAACAAACUAUGAUGUAAAUCAAUUGUACGAUUCAAAUUUUUUGAGCCAAAACUAUUCCAUUGUAAAUAAAUAAAGUUAUUUUGGAAAAAUAAAAUGAAGAGAAGACAAAAACUUCAUUUCCAGUACCUGAACAGCCUCCGAAUCGUACAGAAGUUCCGCUACCAGGACCCUGCGAGCGGUUCUCAUGCAGGAAAGGCACUGUGUGAGGCUCAAAUCCUUCUUUCAGACCCAAUUUCCUUUUUUCUAGUUGCAUCCUCAAAAAAAAGUACGACGAUUGCUCAAAAAACUGCGAGCUGAUAACUGCAUGCGUUCCACCAACCCAAAAGCGUUCGUCUUUUCCUACUUAUAUUUUUCUGAUAAACUCUAUUCCAGCAAAAACUUGCGGUCAGAAUGAGGACCUCAAAUCCUGCGGCUCGGCCUGCGAACCGACGUGUAAUCAAACUCGAGUGAGUUCUAGAAAAUCGAAAACCCGAGAGUAAAACUUUCCAGUAUUCUUGCACGCUUCUAUGCAUCGUAAACGUCUGCCAAUGCAAGAGCGGUUUCGUCAGAAGCCACGGAAAAUGUAUUCCUAAGGCCGAAUGUCCCAAGAUCGUCAAACGUGAGACAUGUGGUCCUAACGAGACCUUCAACACCUGUGGAACAAAGUGUCCCUCAACCUGCGACCAUAAAGGCCCACGGGUACAUUGAUGGGAGAAAAAAGAAAUAAAAAUAAACUGGAUUCAGCCCUGUAUCAAGAUGUGCAACCCUGCCUGUGAAUGCAACGAGGGCUACAUCCGAGAAUUCGAAGGCGGAAAAUGCAUUCCUCGCAGAUCAUGUCCCCGGAAAAGUACGCGUCGUCUUCUAGUACUUGACCUUCACCCCGAAAAUUCUUUUCCAGACGUGGGUAGCUGCGCCCGCGUGAAAUGCUCCCCGGGAGAUCAAUGUGUUGAUGGAAAAUGUUACUCAGGUGAUAUUAUCAGCGUAGGAUCUUCGAAAACUCUGAUUUCUGAAGGUCCGUCGUGUUUGACGGCCAAGUGCAGUGCCGGCUUCGAGUGCCAAAUGGUCGAUGUUGUGUGUAUCCGAGCUCCUUGUCUCAAAGUUCCCACAUGCGUCCCGUCCCCCCGAAAAUGA